Messenger RNA from Talaromyces amestolkiae, 1995 nucleotides. RefSeq lists its product as uncharacterized. The transcript is spliced from 5 exons. The coding region runs from base 1 to 1995 and encodes 664 amino acids. Gene Ontology annotation, molecular function: DNA-binding transcription factor activity, RNA polymerase II-specific; zinc ion binding. Gene Ontology annotation, biological process: regulation of DNA-templated transcription. The record is from RefSeq and is a predicted model, not a curated record. NCBI's taxonomy places the organism in Eukaryota, Fungi, Ascomycota, Eurotiomycetes, Eurotiales, Trichocomaceae.
AUGAUGUCGCUUGCGAUCGAUGAUAGGUCAACCUCACCAAGAGAAUCUGAAGAUGUGUCAUCAGAAGACCAGAGGCCUCGCAAAAUCCGCCGCAUCGAAGCGGCAGCCUCCGUGCCCGAUAUGCCCUGGUCAUCCGUCGAUCUGGAGAUUGGGCAUAUGUCGCGUGACGAUAUCAAUCAAUUUGCUGAAGAUGUAUCCACGACGGCGCCGCAACGGCCGCUUCCUACAAGCGAAGCCCAACCCCCCCGUACGCGGGGAACAGUUGCCUGCCAGAAAUGUCGCUCGCGGAAAACAAAAUGUGACAACGGGCGGCCAAGCUGCGGCUACUGUCUCAAGAUUGGUGAGCCUUGUCUGUAUGAGGCAGAGUCUAACUCCUGCUGCCAUGUCUUUGGGCGGGAAGUUCUGCAGGCACUCAAUCAGCUUCGGGAGAUCGUGCUGAAGCCACCGACUGCGCAGGUGUUGGCUGGUGAUUUCGAGGAACUCGCAGGCAGCGGAGUCAGCGCGCCCCCUUCCAUUAUUCCAGGUUCCUUUACCACACCAGAGCCUCGGCCAGCAGUCUCUCUCAGCCGAAUCCAAAGCAUUGAGAAGAUUGCGCAAUGGCGCAUCUUUCAGCCCCAUAUUCUAGCAACAAGCAAUAUAUAUCCUGAAUCCAACCCGCCACCUACUAUCGACCACACAAUGCCAAGUACCGACAUUAGGCUCCUGACUAGCCUGGAAUUGAAGUAUAUACAUAGCGUAAACCUUUUAAGCCCCAUAUUGCAUCUUGCUACAUUGCACAACUUGAUCCUCCAGGUGGCUGAAAAUGGGUUCGACUGGUCGCUUGAGACUUGCCUCGCGGCACUGGUAUGCGCAAUCGGUGCUAUUACCGAGCUGCUGGCGUCACCGGAAUCACCCAGUGGCCCCGGCGGAUUCGAUGUGCACGAAUUUCCACGUGACAGUGAUCCAAACCUGGCUGUCGGGUACUGGAAUGUUGCAUCCAAGCGGUUAGGCUUUGCCCUUGAUCGGAACGAUAUUACGGCGGUGCAGUGUCUAUACCUAGCAGGGGUAUGGCACAUGCUCAAUUUUCAGCCUCUUCAGGCCUGGAAGUACUUUAGCAAUGCGGCAAGCGCGUUGUUCUGCACGGUCAUGCGGAACGAUCCAUCUCCUGGUCGUAUUCACUUAGGGUCAAUCAACGUCAAAGAAGCUCUCGGGUUCGCAAUUUGGAAAUCCACCUGCGAAUUGCGCACUGAAUUAGUUCUCCCUCCCUCUGUGCUGGAGGAUUACGAGGUGCUUCGCCCAUUUCCAUCACCACCAAACUUAGAAGAUCCAAGCAUUCGCCGAGUCUCGAUUGAUAGCGAGCUCGGCUGGUAUUACUACCUGGCAGAGAUUGCCAUACGCCACAUCAUUAAUGACCUCCUGAAGUGUCAUGUUUAUGACUUUGACAACAUCCAGCCGGCAGACGUUGCGCAAAUGAUACAUACUACCGAGUUAUUUGAGGCACAAAUCUUCGAGUGGCGUUCAUCCUUGCCAACUCGGCUCCAAUUUGAGAUUUCUACAGAUUUCAAUCUGCCUGAAGUAAAUGAUCUGAUGACUGUAGUAUUAAGGCAGCGUUACCUGUCGAGUCUUGAACUGACUUACCGGCCCUUGUUACGGAUAUGCACGGAUUUUCCCUUGGAAGAUUUUCAGGGAUACGACGAGCUGCUUCGGAGCAAAGUGGCCGCAAUAGCUUCUGAGAACCUACGGCUCUCGUACUUGAAGAUUCUGCGCUUGAGCAGGAAGCUCCAUCAUGGGACUUGGUUCCAGCUACGAAGCUUAACUGGGUCUUGCCUGCGAUUUGCCGCAGCAGAGAAAGCCCAGCGAGACAGAAAGCUUGCUGGCGCACAAGAGCUUCAGAUCCCGCCGAAUUGGAGGGCUCGUGUGAUUACUGGGCUAGAGAUUUUGCAGCCAUACUGGAAUUCAAAUCGUGGUGGCGGAGCAGGUCUGAUGACCCUGAUCGACCAAGCCCUGAAGCUGUAG